Molecule: messenger RNA, 1866 nt
Organism: Coprinopsis cinerea okayama7#130
Lineage: Eukaryota; Fungi; Basidiomycota; Agaricomycetes; Agaricales; Psathyrellaceae
Exons: 10
Coding region: 1-1866 (621 amino acids)
Source: RefSeq, a predicted model, not a curated record
AUGGCUUUUUCUACUUUCGUUUUUCUGACACUCCUUGGAUCCGCUUAUGCGGCCAAUGAUUGGAGCAAGCCGUGCCUGUCUGGAGAGUGUUUUUAUGAUUUGCCCUCGUCUGAUAACGGUCCUUCUGGUACUUUAAAGAUUUGGGGUCCGUCGGACUCCAUCUCUGAUAUUACAACUGCUGCUGGCUGGGAGAUCAUCGAAUGCAAGAAGGACGCGCUUUCUCAGGAUAUCCGUCUUGUCUGCACUGGUGACGCCAAAUGCGCGCAUCUUUACAAGAGUAUCGGCGCGGUAGGCAAGAUCGUUCGAUUGCCUGAAAGCUGCGGAUCCAACGCCUUUGCACACGUUUCUCGAGCUUGGGUUCCAGAAGACCAGUCGAUUCCGGAGCACAUCUCGAAACGUCUGGUGCGGCGGAAUGGUGUACAGCCAGAGGUUAAAGCUCUACACCUCGAUACCGAUUUCGGUGCCCUCGACACGGCGAGAAUUGGGACUGUAUACUUUGCGUUGACUGGUGCUAAUGUCCCUGGUGCUAAAGACGUCGUGGACUUCCCUUCUGCGAGGUCGAAGCGGAACAUCUUUAAGAAAGCCAAGAAUUUUGUGAAGAAUGCUGCCAGCAAGGUCAAGGAGACCACUACCAAGGUCGUCGACACGGUCAAGGAGACUACGAACAAGGUCGUCGACGCCGUCGUGGAUAAAGUCGAAGAUGUCAACACGGUUGAAGUGGACGAAUCGACGACCCUCCCACCUCUCACACUCGACAAGACGUUCACCCUUGUGGACCAGCAGCUGACCUGCCCACCGCUUGACGGUCGCUUGAAGAUUGACGUUGAUGCGAAGGCGAGGGCUGUUGCCACCAUCGGCGUUGCGGCGGAGGGAACCAUCGUUCCACCGAGGAUUACUGAUUUUGCUGUGAUUACCACGCUGGACGGCCAGAUCGAUGGUGCGGUUGAUCUUUCGGCUGGUCUCACUGGAUCGAUCGAUUCUGGGAAGAUCAAGCUUGUCGAGCUGGGUAUUCCAGGACUCGAUUUCCCUGGGUUUAGAAUCCUCACUAUUGGACCCACCUUCCGAGUCGAUGCUCAGGCUAAUGCCCAACUCGACCUUAGCGCUGACGUUCAGGUUGGCAUUAGCUACACUCUGAACAAGGCCACGCUUGUCUUCCCCUCCGAUAGCAAGAAGGCUCAGGCGCAAGGCGGAGCGUUCAAGAUUGGUGAUACUCCCCUCAAGCUCUCUGUAGUUCCAUCCGUCAAAGCCACCGGCACAGUCGAAGCCCACCUCAUCCCCAGCCUCAAUCUCGGCAUUUCGGCGCUUGGAGGGGUAGCGGAUGCGAGGGUCUUUGUGGAGCUCGACGCUUCGGCUGCGAUGAAGCUCGAGUUGGAGGGUCGUGCUGAGGCUGGUGUUACCGUCAACCGAGCUCCGGCUCAGCAACAACAGCCCCGUGCCAUCGAAGCUCCUCCCGCGAAACGCGAAGUCGCCAUCCGGGGAUCCAAUGCCCUCGGAAACGCGUACUUUGCCCGCCAGUUGUCCACCCAGACGAACGUCAGUGGAGGGUUUGGAGGCUGUUUUGAGAUUUUGGCUGGGUUGGAUGUUAAUGCUGGCGCUGAUGCGGAGUUUUUUGGGUUGUUUGAUGCUGGAACUAAGGUGCCCUUGUUCAAUAGGGACUUUGAGUUGUUCAAGAGGUGCUUUGGAAACCAGGCGCGGAUUCAGAGGCGGGUAGUUGGUCGGUAUGCUCGUGUUGUUGUCGCCCGCUCGUCUGUUGAGGGUGGGAGGUUAGAGAGGAGGUUGGAGUGCCCGGCUGGUGUGGAGCAGGAGGUGGCGCCUGAGCCGCUUGUGGAUGAGGUCGUGCCCGCUGCUCAGGGAUAUGGAAUUUGA